Lates calcarifer (barramundi perch) is the source of this 4619-nucleotide messenger RNA. RefSeq names its product retinoblastoma binding protein 8-like (gene rbbp8nl). The coding region runs from base 188 to 1981 and encodes 597 amino acids. The record is from RefSeq and is a predicted model, not a curated record. Gene Ontology annotation, cellular component: site of double-strand break. The transcript is spliced from 14 exons. Gene Ontology annotation, molecular function: double-stranded DNA binding; damaged DNA binding; Y-form DNA binding. Gene Ontology annotation, biological process: double-strand break repair via homologous recombination; DNA double-strand break processing involved in repair via single-strand annealing. Lineage: Eukaryota; Metazoa; Chordata; Actinopteri; Centropomidae.
GGUGUGGGGCGUUCUCCCUCACCUUAUUCUCCUCUUUCUCUUCAUUAUCGCACUUUCUUUCCCUCUGUCUCUGUAUCACUCAGUCCAUCUCUGAAGUCUGAACGACAAAAACAGCGCCCAGCAGGGAACAUCUGGAAAGCCUUUGUCUGUAUGAGCCAGACUCAAGGCAAAGGUGAUCUCUGCAGCAAUGGAGUGCUUCAAUGAUGUGCUCCUUAAAUUGCGGGAGAUCCAUGAGCGAGAAGUUGAGGGUUGGCAGGUGAAAGUCCAAGAGCUGUCCAACAAGAAAGGCUGUGAUACUAAGCGAAUGGAGGAACUGUUCACCAGAAACCAGCAGAUGAAAGAGCAGCACAGAUUACUCACUGAGAACAUCAAGACACUGGAAAACAGGCUGAGAGCGGGGCUGUGUGACAGAUGUACAGUAACUCAGGAGGUAGCGAAGAGAAGACAGCAGGAAUAUGAAGCCUCACAGAUACAGAGCCUGCAGCACCUCUCUCUAAUGGCGGGAGAGAUGAACAACCUGAAAAAGGAAAACAAGAGACUUAGAGAUGAAAUCAGGAAUUUAAGAGCAGCGAUGGAAGGUCACAGUGACCACUCCUCAAACAGCAGCUCCAUCAUAGAGGUCAAACCAAACAGCUCCCCUGACCUUUCACCCCCUUCUGGACCUGUGGCCCUUGUCAAUAUGGCAACCAGCAGGGCCAGCAACCAACCAUUAGAUGGCAAUGUUGGAGUGAAAACUGAGACAGACCAAAGACCUGAGGAAACUGAGCACAGACAGCUGAGAGGGACAACCAGAGGCCACUUUGAGUCAUACAAGCCUCCUUCAUUGUCAGCUCCCUGGAAGACAGACCAUAGUAUAACCCGUGUUGGAGAGAGAAGAGCUCAGAGUAUUGAAGGACUAGAUCAGCGAUUGUCCAUCCCUCCUCAAGCUCUCCUUCUUAAGCACUCUUCUUCCUCAGCUGGUGAAGUCAACACCAGUAGGCACGUGCUCCACACUCCUGUCCCCUGCCGUCCUCAACCAAUCAAGAACAGCACACUCCCCUGGCCCUUAUCUGAAUCCUCUGACUGGGUUACUGUGGCUGCUGCAGGCACAAACCAGGUGAUACAGCCCUCGUCCAAACCAAAUAUGCCACGCUUUCCCAACCUGAUCCCAACAAACCAACAUGCCAGCCCUAGAAGGCAGGUUUCUGGGUCUCCAUGGAACAAACACAGCACUCCUCAGCCCCCAGUAAAAGAGCCAACUGUAGUGUUCAGGCUAAGGACUCUGUCAGAGCACAUAGAGAGUCAAAUUAAGCCAAAGGAGAAAAAGGAAAUUCAACCAACUAAGGUUGAGAUGGUCUCUGGAGAAGGGUUUAAAGAGAUGAAUGAGGGGCCCCUGGACCUAUCGGAUAGAGGAAAGUCCAAAUCCAGCCAAAAGCCAAGAGAUGAUUCACCCAUAGUCUUGCAAAGUGAAGAGACAGUACGGAAGAGCCCUGACAAGGAUGUGAAAACAAAUUUAUCUGCACAAGUACCAGUGUCAUCACCUUCACCUGUUGUACUACCCUCAUCCUCAUCUACACCACCAGUCAAACAAGAGGAAGAGCCUACCAGUGAUCAUAACCACAAGCAGGUAAUCAAAGAUCAGGAGCAGAAGGAGGAAGUGAAUGGAAAGGCAGACCAAAGCAACGAGAAGAAGGUGCCUGUCCUCACUAUAUCAUUACGCCCAGUAGUAGUGCUGGAGACUCUGAAUUCUGCUCUGCAACAAGAAGCCUUAUCAUCAAAUGGCAAGUCAUCAUCACCUGCAGUCGAGCCAGGAAGCAGCUCAGACGAGCAGGACAACAAGGACGAGGAGGAGAGUGUGUCAGGCCAAGAAAGUAAGCAGGGCUGCAAGAGGAAGAGGGCAUCUGUGGAGACAGAAACUGACCGAGACUCAGACACAGACAAUGUCCAGCAUGGAGGGAAAAUCAAGAUCACAGUCAGAACAGAGGAGAAGAGCCCCUCCUAAAGCUAAUGAUAUCACAUUGUCCUGGUGAUCUCUCUCAGACCUGCAUUAACUGACUGGUUUGGCCACUUGGGGGCAGCGCAUCAAGCUGAAUAAGGGAAGUGAUAAAUGAGGCAGACAUAUCAUCACCUUAUAAAGUUGAUAGGGCUAACAAAUUAGCAAACAAUGGAAAAUGUAUACAUCCUGAGGACAUGGAGCAUCCUUAGCAUUAAAUUGGAGCGUCAUCUCUGGCCACCUACUGUAAAUCCAAUAUUGACACUACUUUCAGAUCUUGGUGUCCACUGCUGCAGGAAAUAUCCAUCUUUAGCUGUAAAAUGCUCCACUGUGUUCACCAGUUUGUUACUAACUUUGACUGUCUGCUCUUGGAGUGGUGAACCAAAAGUGUAAAGUUGCAAGCCAUAAAAUUGAAUGAUUGGCUCUUUAAAUCUUCAUAGAGCUCAGGGGAAAUGCAGAGUUGGUCAUAAUUCUCUAUCAGUUCAUCAUUAGGAGCAACUCAUUUCACACACACAUACUCAUCUGACCCAUUGUUAAUAUAAAAAUUUUUAUUAUAGCAGCUUUAAAAAAAGAAAUGAUUACCAUAGCUUUAAACUUUCCUCUUGGCAUUUCUAAACAUCAGGGUUUUUCCCUGUCUUUGGCCUAGUAUGCUGCAUAACAGGCUCCAGCUUCUUCUCAUCAGUCUGAACAAGAGUAAGUGAAUGUAAAAGAUGAAAGGCAGGAAAACUGAUGACAUCAAUAAACAAAUUCAAACAUGGUGGAGACUUUGAUGAGUAUUUAUAGGUCGGAAGUGACUUGUUUUCUAUUAGCUUCUCAUUACUUAAUUUAUCUGCCACUGAAAAGAAGAGCACAAGGCUCUCUAUCUGUCACCAAGUAAAAGUAAAUUUACUACUUCAUUAACAAUAUAGCAGUUUUAAUAGCAAAUAGACACAAUGCAGAAGUCAGUAGAGACCCUUAAGGAUGGCCCUGUUUGUUGAUAGAAAUCCAAUAACAUCUCAAAAUACAUUUAUAAAUUGAAAUGCCUCACACCUUUAAAAGACAAGGAAAUCAAGAUAAGAGAAUGCUGCUAUUGUAGUUGCUAAAACUUCCUCCAUGUAUUGUUUGAAGUUUGUAUAUGUCAGCAGUCUGCUAAGAAAAAUCUGCAUACACUAUCAGGGACAUUCCAGUAUUAGACAGUGUUUUAUGUCAUGUAAACAUAUUCUAUUGGUUAUUGAGUUCGCCAGUACAGUGGUGACACAAAUACAAAUUCCAUUUCCGCAUGGACUCAUCAAAUCCAAAAUAACAAUAAUUUAAUGAAACUCUUCCCAUCUGAAUAAAACAUUGCCAAAUGCCAUCACUCAACCAAAACCUGAACCAUAACUAAGGCUUAAUGCAGAAUGUUAAAGUGCACAAACAUUAGUAUUCUGUUUACAGCUUCCAGCUGUCUAGUGAAGAACUUAGACACAGUCAGGCUGAGAGAGUCACACAUUUUGCAACACAUACCAGCCCAUUUUCACAACUUAAGAUUAAACAGCCACUCGGAAUGCGGCCCGCUGAAGACGGGGGUAAUAGCUGAAAGUUUUAGGUAAGUCAUAGAUAGUCAGAUUAGUUACUCUCACUUACUGGACUGAUCCAGGCCAGUAACUAACAUUUGACCUUUGAUCUUACAUUUCUGAUUAAGAGUCACUGAAAUGUUAAAAAUAACUAUGCCACCUAAUGAGGAAUUGACAGAAUUUUCUAUUUUUCCUUAAAACCAAACAAAGUAAACCAAUCAGUGUUUGAGUGUCAUCUGGUAAUGCCAAAAACUAUAGUCUUCCUGUCCAAUACUCACCACACACUAGUCUAGUAUUUAUAGUUAUUUCACUUUCCUGGCAUUGCUGUCACUGCCUGGCUAUUUUUGCCACAGAGUCCCCCUCCUCUUACCCUGUCUUUUUUUUUCUCAGCAAAAAAGAGGAGAAAAACAUGUUCCUCUUCCUCUUUUUCAUUUUCAGAAUGCACAUAUUUUGCAAGUACUAACUUUCCACUCACAGCUGUGACGGCUUGUGUUAAGCUGGGUGGAUGGAGGAGAUAAAAGAGAGUGACACAGUCGCUUAAAUAACCUAUACUUUUGUGGUACAACAUGGUAAUAAAAUAUUUCUAAACUGAGAUGUCCUAAUCAAUACAGAAUCAGCCAGUUUUACUUAAAAUUUAAAAAUUUUCUUUCUCAAAAGUGUGCCCAUUUUACUAUUCCGUGUGUGACUGCCCCAACACAUGCAAUCCAAAUGCAGUUAUAUUGAUUUCUACUGUUUCUGUCAUGUCUCGCUAAUGCCAUUAGAGUCCAUUAAGUACAGUACUUGGUCAAUGGUCAGUGGACAAAAUAGACUUCCCCUGCCAUUCAAAUCUCUCUGUUAAUUAAAAUGUGAUUGAUUGUGAUACUGUAAGUGUACUGCUUUUACAGUGUAUCAAGCUAAAUGCUGUGUUGUUGAGAGAUCUUCACAGAUAUUUUCUAGAAUUAAAUAGACUUAGACUUAGACAGACUUUAUUGAUCCCUUUGGGAUGACUCCCUCAGGGAAAUUAAUUUUUUUGUUUGUUUGUUUGUUUGUUUGUUUGUUUUUUUUAGACAAGAUAUAAUGCACAGUGUUGUAUGAAUGUGCUACUUCUGAUUCUGAAUUAAAUUUCUGUUCUUGAA